ACUUGGACGUGGCAAACCGCUGCGGCUGCCUCAUCAUCUUCUUCUCAGACUCGCUCUCUGUCACACUCUGCCCACGAGAAAGAAAGAAAGAAAGAAAGAACUGAUUGCCUGACUCGACCGAGUUGAUUUUCACUCGCUUAAAAGUGGACUCCAUGGAUCCUUCUCGUGCUUUUGUGACAAAUGUCAAGCGUCUCAUUGUCAAGGUGGGAACAGCAGUGGUGACUCGAGCUGAUGGGAGAUUAGCGUUGGGGAGGCUUGGAGCUUUAUGUGAGCAGCUUAAGGAACUAAAUUCUCAAGGCUAUGAGAUUGUUUUGGUCACUUCAGGUGCUGUUGGUCUUGGUCGCCAAAGGCUUAGAUACAGGAAAUUGGUUAACAGCAGCUUGGCUGAUCUUCAAAACCUACAAUUUGAACUCGAUGGGAAGGCAUGUGCUGCUGUUGGGCAGAGUAGUUUAAUGGCUCUUUACGACACCUUGUUUAGCCAGCUUGAUGUCACUUCGUCACAACAUCUCGUGACGGAUAGUGAUUUUAGGAGUGUUAGUUUCAGAAAGCAACUCUCUGAAACAGUGCAAUCAUUACUAGCUUUGAAAGUUAUUCCUAUUUUCAAUGAGAAUGAUGCAGUCAGUACUCGAAGAGCGCCUUAUCAGGAUUCUUCUGGGAUAUUCUGGGACAAUGACAGCCUGGCAGGUCUCUUAGCUCUGGAACUGCAAGCUGAUCUCCUUGUUUUGUUGAGUGAUGUGGAUGGCCUCUAUAGUGGACCACCAAGUGAUCCAAACUCAAAGCUGAUCCAUACGUAUAUAAAAGAAAAACAUCAAGGAGAAAUAACGUUUGGAGACAAGUCCAGGCUGGGUAGAGGGGGUAUGACUGCAAAGGUUAAUGCUGCUCUCUGUGCAGUUUUUGCUGGUAUCCCUGUUGUUAUUACUAGUGGCUAUGCCACUGACAACAUUAUAAAGGUACUCCAAGGAAAGCGAAUUGGAACCCUAUUUCAUCAAGAUGCACACUUAUGGACAUCAGUUAAAGAAGUUGGUGCACGUGAGAUGGCAGUUGCAGCACGGGAUUGUUCUAGACGACUUCAGGCACUGCACUCUGAGGAUAGGAGGAAAAUUUUGCUGGACAUAGCUGAUGCCCUUGAGGCGAAUGAAAGUUUGAUUAAGGUUGAAAACGAAGCUGAUGUUGCAGCUGCCCAGGAUGCUGGAUAUGAGACCUCACUAAUAUCUCGUUUGGCUUUGAAGCCUGGGAAGAUAGCUGGUCUUGCAAAAUCCAUUCGUGUACUUGCUGACAUGGAAGAGCCUAUUGGUCGUGUUUUAAAGAGAACAGAGCUUGCAGAUGGACUCAUCUUGGAGAAAACAUCAUGUCCUCUUGGUGUCUUGCUGAUUGUAUUUGAGUCUCGACCUGAUGCCCUUGUUCAGAUAGCUUCACUAGCCAUUCGAAGUGGGAAUGGCCUACUGCUGAAAGGUGGAAAAGAAGCUAAGCGGUCAAAUGCAAUCUUGCACAAGGUCAUUACUUCGGCCAUCCCAAAUAAUAUUGGAGAUAAACUUAUUGGACUUGUGGCUUCAAGAGAGGAUAUUCCUGAUUUACUUAAGCUUGAUGAUGUGAUAGAUCUUGUGAUCCCCAGAGGCAGCAAUAAGCUAGUUUCUCAAAUUAAGAAUUCAACAAAAAUUCCUGUUCUUGGUCAUGCUGAUGGAAUUUGUCAUGUUUAUGUUGACAAAUCAGCUAAGGCGGAUAUGGCCAAGCAAAUUGUUCUGGAUGCAAAGAUAGAUUAUCCUGCAGCUUGUAAUGCUAUGGAAACACUUCUAGUACACAAGGAUUUGUCGAAUAAUGGUUUGCUCAAUGAGCUUAUUGUGGAACUCCGGCAUGAAGGUGUUAUCCUGUAUGGUGGACCAAGAGCGUCUUCUUUAUUAAAUAUUCCAGAGGUGCAUUCAUUUCAUCAUGAGUACAAUUCAAUGGCUUUCACAAUUGAAAUUGUGGAUGAUGUGCAGGCUGCCAUUGACCAUAUACAUCAACAUGGAAGUUCUCAUACUGAUUGCAUUGUCACAGAAAAUCAUGAGGUUGCUGAAAUUUUCUUAAAUAGAGUCGACAGUGCUGCAGUAUUUCAUAAUGCAAGCACCCGAUUUUGUGAUGGAGCAAGAUUUGGACUUGGUGCUGAGGUUGGGAUAAGUACUAGCCGGAUCCAUGCCCGAGGUCCUGUCGGAGUUGAAGGAUUGUUAACAACUCGAUGGAUUUUGAGAGGGAGUGGCCAGGUGGUUGAUGGAGACAAAGGGGUUAUUUACAGCCACAAGGAUCUUCCCCUGCAACUUCAAUUAUAGUCUGUUCCAAGAGAUGCGAGGAAAAUGUUGAUUUUUUUUUUUUUCACUUUCCCAUGCUUACUGUUAGUUUCUAUCUUGUAAUAUAGUACUGCAGAACUGCUUGUGUAACUGCGCAUGGCGUUACUAUAUUUUUUUUUUCACCCUUAUCAAGAUCAUCUUUCCAGAAUUUUAUUGUCUGGAUCAUGCUCAGCGCAGAGCCCUGUAUAAUUACCUCCUUUAAUGGAUAAGCAUUUUAAAAUGCAGUUUCUAA
Molecule: messenger RNA, 2553 nt
Organism: Theobroma cacao (cacao)
Lineage: Eukaryota; Viridiplantae; Streptophyta; Magnoliopsida; Malvales; Malvaceae
Product: delta-1-pyrroline-5-carboxylate synthase-like
Cellular component (GO): cytoplasm
Molecular function (GO): glutamate 5-kinase activity; glutamate-5-semialdehyde dehydrogenase (NADP+) activity; ATP binding
Source: RefSeq, a predicted model, not a curated record